AUGACAGGAACAGAUUGCGAGGAGGGUUUGAUGCGACCGAAUAAUGGAAACUUCACUUGUGGAGUUGUUGAAGGUUUUUAUGGCAGACCAUGGACCACUGACCAAAGAAGGAUCCUUUUCAAAUGGAUGAGUAAAAUGGGAUUGAAUACCUACCUUUAUGCUCCUAAAGAUGACUGCAAACACAGAGCCAUGUGGCGAGAUUUAUAUUCAGUGGAGGAAGCUGACUGCCUGACAGGACUAAUUGAUGCUGCCCAUGAACAGAAUGUCGAAUUUGUUUAUGCACUUUCUCCAGGGUUAGAUAUUACAUAUUCUAGUACUAAAGAUGUCACAGCUCUUAAGAGGAAAUUGGAGCAGGUCUCCACAUUUGGCUGUAAUGCUUUUGCACUGCUGUUUGAUGAUAUUGAUCCCCAACUUUGUGAAGCUGAUAAAAACAUUUUCCAGUCAAUUGCUGCUGCUCAGGUGUCGGUUACAAAUGAAACUUACCAACACUUGGGACAGCUUAAAUUCCUCUUUUGUCCUACAGAAUACUGUGCUGCCCGUGCAGUUCCAGCUGUGGCCUCCUCAGAAUAUCUAAGCACCAUUGGGGCAAAAUUAUUGCCAGACAUUGAUGUUAUGUGGACAGGCUGUAAAGUUGUUAGUAAAAGGAUAACAAUCCAGACUUUAACAGAAGUAUCAAAAGUGUUACAGAGGCAGCCAGUGAUUUGGGAUAACAUUCAUGCUAAUGAUUAUGAUCAGAGGCGAGUUUUCCUUGGUCCUUAUGAUGGCCGUUCUCCAGAAAUCAUUCCCUAUGUGAAAGGUGUGUUGACCAAUCCGAACUGUGAAUUUGAAGCCAACUAUAUACCACUACACACCUUAGCACAAUGGUGCAAGUCUAAUGUAAACGGAGUUAAAAAAGAUAUUAUUGCAGGUGAUCGUUUGAGCCCUAUUGCAUCUGACAUCAAACUGGAAACGGAAAUUGAUUUCACAUCAGAUGAAGAUAUUCCUGCAAAAUUUGACACCCGUUAUCAACCAAAAGCUGCUCUUAAAGUUGCAAUCAAAGAGUGGAUCAAGGAAUUAGCUCUGAUCCGAACUUCACUUAGAAUUCCCUUUCCCAAACCUAUUGUUCCUAUAAUACCCCCAGUAAAUACUUGUAUGACUGUGACCCCUCCUACAGUGACCCUUCCAGCAGGAUGCAUGGUACCCUCCAUACCUGUUGGUGUACCUGGGAGUGUAUUCCCACCACCAGAGGUUGAUAAUCCUUCAUUUAUGCAACCUGUAAUGGCACCAAUAAACAGUUUAGUUGAACCCCCAUCUGCAGCAGUCAUUGAAGCAGAAAGCAUUGGAGACACUCUUUGUCCAGAUACAGAGCCAAUGGACUGUUUCCCGUCCAGUACAACAGAGGUUCCCAAGGGAACUACUUCAUCCACUUCAUCAUCAGCUGACAAUGUCAUGCAAGUAGACAAUAGCAGCAGUAGUAGUCUUGCAGGUUCUUUUGACUCCUCAGACAAUACAGAGGUACUUUCAAGUGAAGAUCUUCGGCAGCUUGUUGAGCUCUUUCACAUGCCAUUUGAACAUGGAGAGUGUGGACUGCAACUCUUACAAGAAAUGCAUUGGUUGAGGUCCAAUGCUAAUAUCAUUGCAGACAGUAGGGCAAAGAAAGCUUUAAAACCAGAGGCAGAACAAUGGCAUGAUAAAGCAAAAGUCUUUUGUGAAGGUGUUGACAGGAUCUUCACAAUUUUUGACAAGUUCUUCAAGAUUCCUAAUCGCGCUAUUGCAUAUGAACUCUAUCCUUAUGUUUGGGAUUUGAAAAGCAUUCUCAUAUUAUGCAAAGCACAUGUUCAGUGGAUGGGUCUUGGCCAUGUUCCCUAUUUGUCAGUAAUGCAUCAGCAAGGAGCCUUGACAUGGUGCACUAAUGGCUAUAAAGAAGCUUUCACAAGUGGAGAUCAGGAACCAUGGGUCUUUCGUGGUGGUCUUCAGGCAGAGUUCCAACAUAUGCUUCCAAUUGAUGGAGCUCAUGACCUUUUCCUAUUGAAACCUCCGGAGCCUCCUGUCAACAAAUAUUACAACAUUAGACCAUAUGUGGCUUUGGAUGAGGCUGCUGUGUAUGAAGUCUGCCGCCGAACAUGUGAUGAUGGCAUGGAUGGUACAGAUGUCUUUCCUGAUAUGCCAGAUCUUAUUGGAGACAGGCUUGUUGGUAGUUUUGUGACUCUCAGCCCAGAAUACUGUUUUGUGGUAGAAGAUGACAAAGGUGUAUGCUGCUAUGCACUUGCAGCUUUUGAUGCAAAAUUGUUUCAGCAGAGAACAGAAGAUGUCUGGAUUCCAGCGAUGUGUGAAAAAUAUCCCAAACCUGUCAAAGAGGAAUUGACACCAGCUGAUGAGGUUGUGCUUAGUUUCCACAAUCGUCCACCACGCAUUCCAGCAAAUGUGUUUCAGCGUUAUCCCUCAGUGAUCCGUAUUGACAUUUUGCCUGGACGUAUCUGUGACCCAACCAUUCCUUACCGAUUAUUAGCAGGUUGUUUGUCUGCCCUUAAGACUAAUGGCUCCAUUGGAGUAUUCUGUGAAUUGAAUGUUGGGGACAAGUACCUCCUUGAAUUCUACAGUCGCCUCGGAUUUUUCCAGUUUCUCAGCCCAGAAUCAGGCCCAGAAGACACAAUGUACCUUGGGCGCAUCAUUUAG
Acanthosepion pharaonis is the source of this 2655-nucleotide messenger RNA. Lineage: Eukaryota; Metazoa; Mollusca; Cephalopoda; Sepiida; Sepiidae. The record is from the annotation of a GenBank genome assembly.